GCAUGGGAAAGGUUUAAAGAAUUACAAAACUUGUGUCCACAUCAUGGGUAUGAAACUUGGAGGUUGGUUAGUUAUUUCUAUGAGGGUUUAACUAGUAGGGAGCGUCAAUUCAUAGAGAUGAUAUGUAACGGGGAAUUUUUGCAUAAGGACCCAGAAGAAGCCAUAGAUUAUUUAAAUGAGUUAGUUGAAAAAGCUCACACUUGGACAGGACCUAGUGCCACUGAUAGUACUAGUAGGUCACGAUCAUCUGGGAUUUACCACCUUAAGGAGGAAGAUAACCUUAGAGCCCAAUUAGAAGCUGCAACUAGGGAACUUGAGAUGUUAAAAAUGAAAAAUAAUAGAGUCACCCACACAGUUGCUAAGUUAGAAGCUCAGGCUCCAUGUUUUGUUUGUGGGGGAUUGGAUCAUUUAGCUCAAGAUUGCCCAACUUAUGGUGAGAUGAGAGGGGAAUCUACCUCUAAUUCCAAGAACAUUCAAGGGGUCAAUGCAAUCACUACUCGUACUGGUAAGGUUAUAGAGCCAUUGCAAAAAUCACCUAAAUUGAAGGAUGCUACUCCAAGGAGCCGUGAAGAUGACCUGUUGGAAGAACCUGAGAAGGAGGUCCCAAUUCGAGUUCCUUUCCCUCAAGCUCUUAAAUCUGGAAAGAUUUUAGACAACCAAGGGGACAACUCGGCUGGUCGAAUUAGGAAAGCAGCAGCAGCGGCAACCGGCAACCUAGGCAACAGCAGCGCCAACGCAGCAUCGAUGGCAAUGCAAAACCAAUGGCAAUGUGAAAUUCUAGAGAUGGAGAUUCCGUCGUCACCGGAGAAGAAGAAGAACUAAUUUUAAAAUUCUUAACUAUCAUGCAUACUCCUAGAAGAAUUUAGUUUCUAAAAUUGUUUAAGAUCACACAAUUUCAUGAUUUUGUGCGUGAUCUUCGAUCAAUUUUUCAACAUCCAUAAUUUUUGUCCGAUUUAAAUUGUUGAACCCACUUAACAUCAUAAAAUCAUGCAAUUUUA
Molecule: messenger RNA, 998 nt
Organism: Rubroshorea leprosula
Lineage: Eukaryota; Viridiplantae; Streptophyta; Magnoliopsida; Malvales; Dipterocarpaceae
Source: the annotation of a GenBank genome assembly